Molecule: messenger RNA, 2257 nt
Organism: Leptinotarsa decemlineata (Colorado potato beetle)
Lineage: Eukaryota; Metazoa; Arthropoda; Insecta; Coleoptera; Chrysomelidae
Gene: Dredd
Product: Death related ced-3/Nedd2-like caspase
Biological process (GO): proteolysis
Molecular function (GO): cysteine-type endopeptidase activity
Source: RefSeq, a predicted model, not a curated record
AGUACGGCAACGGCAACGCUGUUCAUUUCGCUAAUCGCUACAUCGCGAUUAGCAUCAGCUUGUUCGUGAAAAAUUAAAUUGUUUUCAAUAGUAAUGCAAAUAGUUUUUAACAAAUUUAGAAUAAUUCAGAGUUCAAUAUUUAGAAUAGGUGGUGUCUGCUUGUGAUGUGUUUACUUUUAUUUGAGACAUAAUGGGCGGCGUAUAUUCCAUAAGAGAGUUGAUUAGAGGGACAGAUUCUCAGUAUAUCUCUGACCUCUCAGAUAGUUCUGAGGAAGAAAGUGAUACGAAUCUGGAAGAACAAAGUGUGGAUUCGCCUGGUCUAGAACCUGCCACGCCAGCUAGAAGUGCACCUCCUGCUAAUAUGACACUUGAUGCUGCAUUGAGAACUAACGUAAGCUUACCCAAAGCUAAUGAAGUUCUGAACAAAGACAAAGUUCUCGAUAUAGAGAAUUCCUUGGAUACUGAAGAAAUUGUAUCUUUGGUGUUUUUAUUAUUCGAAGAUAUACCCUACGCACUGCAAGAGCUUCAUUCAUUAUUAAAUGGUAGUCCUGAUAAGAAGAUUCUUUAUAACUGGGCUUCCAUUCAAGAAGUACGACAAACUAACUGGAAAAACCAGUUCGUAGAAGCUCUUUGUGUAAUAAAAAACUAUGAAUCUUUAAGAAAAUUAGGUUUCAGAAAAGAACCUACAAUCGAUCAUUUUCUUCCUCACAAUGGUGCAGCCAGCAUUCAUUUGAACAAAAUCAAGAAGGCCGCCUACCUGAUAUGUGAAAAUCUUGAUUCAGCAAAAACCAAAACCCUUCUGGAUUAUGUAGAAACCCAGUUUCCCGAAGAGAACACAUUGUUCAAUAAAUAUAAUGCUGAUUACCUUGAGCUUUGUUUCAUGAAUUGGGAAGUCACAAAAAAAAUUAAGUUGUCAGAUGUGAAAAAAAUUCUCAAAGCGAUGGAAGAAGAGCACCUCUGCAACAUUAUUGAAGAGGUAUUACUAUCUACGAAUGAUUCAGAUAGAAGUGGAAUGAAUUUGUUGAAGCGGUGGUGGUGUGUGUUCUGUGGUGGUGGUGGUGUGUGUUGUGUGGUGGUGGUGGUGUGUGUUGUGUGGUGGUGGUGGUGUGUGUNUGAUUACAACUCUGUAUCUAUCAGAGAUGCUUUCUUCAAGCAAAAUCUACCCAGUACGUCAAACUCAAACACUAAUAGACCAAAUACUUCUACAACCAGUGUUGACAAUCAAAUGCAGCAAGACUACGAAAAGUACAAUCCUUUCAUGGAUUAUCAGUUACCUGUUGCCAGUGUGACGAAAAAUAUGAGCGAUGAUAAAAAUGAGACUUGCUAUUAUGUGAACCCGAAUAACCCCGGACUGGUUUUGAUUAUAAACCAGGAGAACUUUUAUACAGAAAUUGAUCCACAAUACAAGGAAUUAUUGCCUCCUGAUACAACAGACAAACUGGAAUCUAGAUUAGGAACAGAAAAAGAUCGGGAUAAUCUGGAGAAAAUUUUUAGAAAAUAUGGAUUCAAAGUAAUAGUGGUGAAUGACUUGACCCACAUUGAAAUGGUGGAAAAGAUAAGAGAAGUAGUUAAACUAGUCACAGACGAGUCCAGUUUAUUCAUCUGUAUACUUAGUCAUGGAGAUAAAGGGAUUGUUUAUGGAUCAAACAGCUGUAGAGUGAAAGUAAACCGAAUACAGGAUAUAAUGUAUAAAUUCAAUAAAGCUAAUUUGACAGAUAAGCCGAAAGUGCUUAUUCUGCAAUCCUGCCAGGGUCAGCAGUGUCAAAAAAUUGAAGAAGAAGUAGAAGAGCUCACUGAUGAUGACGACUUAUCUCUUACAACAGAUGGAGCAUCUGCUCCUUUCAGAGAUAUGUUAACGUUUUGGGCAACAAUUCCUGGUUAUGCGGCCAUCAGAAAUAAGAGAACAGGAUCGUGGUUCAUCCAAGCUUUAUGUAAGAAGAUGGAAGAAAUUGGAAAUAGACACCAUUUCGCAGACAUUUGCACAAGAAUAGCACAAGAAGUCACCAGCCAAGUUUGGACUAGUGAAACCGAAAAGAAGGCUAUGACACCUUUCGUUCAAACCACACUGUUGAAAGACUUUUAUUUGCCCGAAUUGAAAGAUAAGUCUUAAGGUGUUUCACUGACAGGAAGGAGAAUGAAUAUUAUUUGAUGUAAUUUUUAUAUAAGAGGAUUGUUUUGAGCCAGUUUGUUUUUUGUAGACAUUAUUUUAGAAAAGAAGAAAACGCAUUAAAAUGAAAUGUGUAUCGUUCAUUAUCUA